Molecule: messenger RNA, 2828 nt
Organism: Cannabis sativa
Lineage: Eukaryota; Viridiplantae; Streptophyta; Magnoliopsida; Rosales; Cannabaceae
Exons: 2
Coding region: 621-2702 (693 amino acids)
Molecular function (GO): protein binding
Source: RefSeq, a predicted model, not a curated record
GAUUAAUUAUAUAAGAGCACUUAGGUCUAGUACAGUUGCAGUUGCAGCUUUGUUUAGACUUGUAAUGUUAAUAUUUGUAAUAGAGCAUUACUAUGGGGCAAUAAUAUUGGUGUUUAGUACCUCUAGAUAUGUCGCCUAGCGAUACUAUUAUAUGUCACCCGAUACUUAAUUAAUUGGAAAUAAUAACACAUAGUAAGCUAGUAAACACAUUAGUAGUACUUUUUAGUUUUAGCAUUUCUGUUAGUUAAUAGUAUAUAAUAUGAGACACCACUAUGUCGAUAUAUUGGGCAAGGUUUCUCCCAGAAAUGUUCAUUAUAUAUUUUAUAUAUAACUAUGUAGCAUAUAUCUUAUUAAUUGGGCAUAUUCAUCUCCCCUUCCAAACCUGGCUAGCUACUAUAGCUUUCUCGAUUUAAAUACUCUACAUGCGCCGCUAGCAAGGCUAGGUGUCCUUAUUACAUAUAUACUUCUCCAAGUACUUUUCCCUUAAUCUCAACGUUCUUUUCUUUCCUUUUGGAUUAAAACACUUUUAUUCCCUUACGACUAAUUUCCUCGUCAUACAAGUAAAAACCCUAGCUAGUUUGCCUAAGCAAUACACAAUCAUCUCAUUUUUGUUCUGUUCCAUGGAUUCCUCCCUUACAAAACAUGAGAAUAUCCGAACAACUCAUCUUAUUUCCAAAACUCAUGAUUUGAUCAGUACCACCCCAUGUAUGACCCCAUUUUGCUUCUUCUGCAUAAUGAAAGAGCCAGAUUCUAAACAAAGAAGAACCAAAAUAACCAACUGCUUUAAGAAACUGCCUGUUAUAGGCGAACAGGAAAAUGUUUUGGUGCUUAGUGGUCUUUGGUACAUCGCCAUGAGUCACCCGGGCGACUGGGAGCUCCCUUCGCUUGGCGUUUUUGAGUGCAUGACUAGUUUAAUCCACAAAGCUCUAAACGACGACGAGUGGCGUUGCAGGGACCAAAACAUAUACAUCCCUUACUACGCUGCUCAUGUCAUUGGUUCUUACACCAUGAAAAGGGUCGAGUUUGCUGAGAAAGCCGUUGAGUCGGGCGUCAUUCCACCAUUGAUGGAGCUUCUUAGAGGAAGAAAGAUGAGUUGGGUAGAACAAAGGGUUGCGGUUCGAGCUCUUGGUCACCUCGCCAGCUAUGAAAGAACUUUCGAAGCCUUGGCUCAAUACGAGGAAGAGGUGGUAAGGUUAGCCAUGCGUUUAGCUUCUACUUGCGUAGAUGUCGUUUACGACGACUUUGUUAGAGUUAAGGAUAAUAAUAAUAAUAAUAAUAAUAAAAGUAAUAAUAAAAGGAGGCUAAAAUAUCAUUGUGACUUACUUACUAGAGGGUCAGUUGCAAAUAGAGAAAUGGAGAACUUCAAGGCGGAGGAAUGGACUAGCCAAAUUCAAUGUUGGUCUCUCUAUCUUCUCAACUGUUUUGCUUAUAAAGGGAGGUCUUAUAAUAUCAUUUGUGAGAAGGAGUUUUUGAGAAGUCUUUGUUGGAUGUGGGGUGGACUGGCGAACCAUGUUUCACCUGCUGGGGUUGGACUUAUUAGAAUUUUGUGUUACAAUAAAUAUGGGAGGAAAAGAAUUGCUGACAUGAAAGAUGUUAUAGAAUAUCUCUGUAUUCUCUCGAGGUCUUCUGACGAUUGGCAGUAUAUGGGAAUCGAUUGCCUUCUUUUACUUCUCAAAGAUUUCGAUACAAGGUAUAAAGUUAUUGACAUUGCUAUCUUGUUUCUUAUUGAUUUAAUCGAACUUAAAGACCUUGGAGAUAGAGCAAACGUGGGUGAAGAAAUCACAAAGGCACUCCUUUUGGAUUAUACUUAUUUUAAGGAAAAGAAGUCAGUGAAGUCAUUUAUUACUACUAAAAAAGUUCAAAAGGUUUUGGAAGAUUUAUGGGAUUGGAAGGUAGAGAAGAGGAGAAAAGAAAAGGCAAUAUCUGAAGAGAAGCUCGAGGAGAGAAGGGUUUUGGUUGGGUUGAUUAAACAACAAGCAAACCGUUUGUAUUGUUUAGGAGAAAUAGGAGAAGCUAGGAGGAAGUACUCUGAAGCAUUAGCUUUAUGUCCUUUAAGGUUGAUUAAAGAGAGAAUAGUUCUUUAUAGUAAUAGGGCUCAGUGCCAAUUGUUGCUUAAGGAUCCGGAUUCUGCCAUUACAGACUCGACCAGAGCUCUUUGCCUUUCGACUCCGCCAAAUUCUCAUGGUAAAAGCCUGUGGAGAAGAUCGCAGGCUUAUGACAUGAAAGGAUUGGCCAAAGAGAGUUUGAUGGACUGCAUUAUGUUCAUCAGUUCGGAGGUGAUCACCAAGAAGAUUCCAUAUUAUGCUGCGCGAAUGAUCAGCAAACAGGUGGACGCCACGUGGCUUUUUGCCACAUCUCGGUUAAGAUUGUCACAAGUUGAGCAGAAGAUGAUUAGUGGCAAUGAUGAGGGACAGUACUACAGAAAAAUGAUGAUGAGGCCCAAUUUGAUGGACAAAAGAGGUGAUCUGUCAACCAUUACCGAAGAACCUUUGAUUUUAAAGGAAGAGAGAAAUAGGAGUAAGAUGGAGAGAGGAAGAAGAAUUUCAAAAAGAGCAGCUGGCGUGCAACAACGUACCACAAGUCAAAUAGUGUUACCAUGUGUUAGUACUGCUGAUGAUAUGAUACAAUAUUACAGUGGGUCGCCUAAAUCAUGCCAACAAGGAUAUUCAAAAACUUCACCUCUAGAUUUUAUCAGCUUUUAGUAAUUAAUUAUUAGUUAUAUGUCACUAACAUAGAAUUAGUAAUAUUAUUACGUUCGUACUUCUAGAUGUUACAAAAACUACAAAAAUGUUUAAUGAUGUACUUCGAUGAUUCGAUCUUCAGCCCCA